AUGGCAAGAAGAACGAAGGGGAAGGAAAAUAAGUCCAAGUUAAAGGGGAUUGGGGGAAAGAAAGAAGAAAGAAAGAAAGAGGAUACGAACCCCAGCACAAUUGGAGUAGUUGGGAAAGUCGAUGCGUCACAUUACCUCGACAUGCAGGAUUCGCGACCUGCACUCUACUCUAUGGGGACUUCUCCCAGCUGUGAUGUGGGGACCUAG
Penicillium angulare is the source of this 207-nucleotide messenger RNA. RefSeq lists its product as uncharacterized. The transcript is spliced from 2 exons. NCBI's taxonomy places the organism in Eukaryota, Fungi, Ascomycota, Eurotiomycetes, Eurotiales, Aspergillaceae. Bases 1 to 207 code for a protein of 68 amino acids. The record is from RefSeq and is a predicted model, not a curated record.